Diceros bicornis minor is the source of this 7127-nucleotide messenger RNA. It is a transcript of the gene DSTYK, whose product is annotated as dual serine/threonine and tyrosine protein kinase. The coding region runs from base 61 to 2853 and encodes 930 amino acids. The transcript has 13 exons. Gene Ontology annotation, molecular function: ATP binding; protein kinase activity. The record is from RefSeq and is a predicted model, not a curated record. Gene Ontology annotation, biological process: protein phosphorylation. Lineage: Eukaryota; Metazoa; Chordata; Mammalia; Perissodactyla; Rhinocerotidae.
GGAGGAGGGAAGCCGGCCAGCGGGCCGGACCGCGCCGCGGAGACCGAGCAGGCUGAGGAGAUGGAGGGCGACGGGGUGCCGUGGGGCGGCGAGCCGGUGUCGGGCCCCGGCGGCGGCGGCGGCGGCGGGAUGACCCGCGAGCUGUGCCGGGGUCUCGGGCGCUACCGCCGCUACCUGGGACGGCUGCGGCAGAACCUGCGCGACACGCAGAGCUUCUUCCGCGACCUCGAGUGCUCCCGCGGCCACGGCUGUUCCUCCGCCCCCGCGAGCGCCGGCGGGCCCGAGCGCGGCCCUGCCAGCGAUGUCGCCGAGCCCGGACUGCAGGCGGGCCAGCUGAGCUGCAUUUCCUUCCCACCUAAGGAAGAGAAGUACCUCCAGCAGAUUGUGGACUGCCUCCCCUGCAUCUUGAUCCUCGGCCAGGAUUGUAAUGUCAAAUGCCAGCUGUUGAACCUGCUGUUGGGCGUGCAGGUGCUUCCCACCACCAAGCUGGGCAGUGAGGAGAGCUGUAAGCUUCGGCGCCUCCGCUUCACCUAUGGGACUCAGACUCGGGUCAACCUGGUGCUUCCUGGCCAGUAUGAACUAGUGCACACGCUGGUUGCUCACCAGGGCAACUGGGAAACCAUCCCUGAGGAGGACCUGGAGGUCCAAGAGGACAGUGAGGAUGCUGCCCAUGUUUUAGCCGAACUGGAGGUGACGAUGCACCAUGCACUCUUACAGGAAGUGGACAUUGUGGUAGCACCGUGCCAAGGCCUCCGGCCUACAGUGGAUGUUCUGGGUGACUUGGAGAAUGAUUUCUUGCCUGUGAUAACCUAUGCACUCCACGAAGAUGAACUCUCUGAGAGGGAUGAGCAAGAGCUUCAGGAAAUCCGAAAGUAUUUCUCUUUUCCCAUAUUCUUUUUCAAAAUGCCAAAGCUGGGCUCAGAAAUAAUUGACUCCUCCAACAGAAGAAUGGAGAAUGAAAGAUCACCACUUCAUCGCCAGCUAACUGACCUGGGCUAUCUGAACAGCAGUCACUGUAACUGUGGGGCCCCUGGCCAGGACACUAGAGCACAGAGCAUGUUGGUGGAACAAAGUGAGAAGCUGAGACACUUGAGCAUGUUUUCUCACCAGGUGCUCCAGACUCGCCUGGUGGACGCAGCCAAGGCCUUGAACUUGGUGCAUUGCCGCUGCCUCGACAUCUUUAUUAACCAGGCCUUCGACAUGCAGCGGGACCUGCAGAUUACUCCCAAACGUCUGGAAUAUACGCGAAAAAAGGAGAACGAGUUGUAUGAAUCAUUGAUGAAUAUUGCCAACCGAAAGCAGGAGGAAAUGAAGGACAUGAUUGUUGAGACGCUUAACACCAUGAAGGAGGAACUUCUGGAUGAUGCUGCCAACAUGGAGUUUAAAGACGUCAUUGUCCCUGAGAAUGGAGAACCAGUGGGCACCAGAGAGAUCAAGUGCUGCAUCCGACAGAUCCAGGAGCUCAUCAUCUCCCGGCUCAAUCAGGCCGUGGCUAACAAGCUGAUCAGCUCCGUGGAUUACCUACGUGAGAGCUUCGUCGGAACCCUGGAACGGUGUCUGCAGAGCCUGGAGAAGUCUCAGGAUGUCUCAGUUCACAUCACCAGUAAUUAUCUCAAACAGAUCUUAAAUGCUGCCUAUCAUGUUGAAGUCACAUUUCACUCAGGGUCCUCAGUCACAAGGAUGCUGUGGGAGCAAAUCAAACAGAUCAUCCAGCGCAUCACAUGGGUGAGCCCACCUGUCAUCACACUAGAGUGGAAGAGGAAGGUGGCACAGGAGGCCAUUGAGAGCCUCAGUGCCUCCAAGUUGGCCAAGAGCAUCUGCAGCCAGUUCCGGACUCGGCUCAAUAGUUCCCAUGAGGCUUUUGCAGCCUCCUUGCGACAGCUGGAAGCUGGCCACUCAGGCCGGUUGGAGAAAACUGAAGAUCUGUGGCUGAAGGUUCGGAAAGAUCACGCCCCUCGCCUGGCCCGCCUUUCUCUGGAAAGCCGUUCUUUACAGGACGUCUUGCUGCAUCGUAAACCGAAACUGGGACAGGAGCUGGGCCGGGGCCAGUAUGGUGUGGUCUACCUUUGUGACAACUGGGGGGGACACUUCCCUUGUGCCCUCAAGUCGGUUGUCCCCCCGGAUGAGAAGCACUGGAAUGACCUGGCUUUGGAGUUUCACUACAUGAGGUCUCUGCCAAAGCAUGAGCGACUGGUGGAUCUCCAUGGUUCAGUCAUCGACUACAACUACGGUGGUGGCUCCAGCAUUGCUGUGCUGCUCAUUAUGGAGCGGCUACAUCGCGACCUCUACACUGGGCUGAAGGCUGGGCUGACCCUGGAGACACGUUUGCAGAUAGCGCUAGAUGUGGUGGAAGGAAUCCGCUUCCUGCACAGCCAGGGACUUGUUCACCGUGAUAUCAAACUGAAAAAUGUGCUGUUGGACAAGCAGAACCGUGCCAAGAUCACUGACUUAGGAUUCUGCAAGCCAGAGGCCAUGAUGUCGGGCAGCAUUGUGGGAACACCAAUCCAUAUGGCCCCUGAACUUUUCACAGGGAAGUAUGAUAAUUCCGUGGAUGUCUACGCUUUUGGCAUUCUCUUCUGGUAUAUCUGCUCAGGCUCUGUCAAGCUCCCCGAGGCAUUUGAGAGAUGUGCCAGCAAAGACCAUCUCUGGAACAAUGUGCGGAGAGGGGCCCGCCCAGAACGCCUUCCUGUGUUUGAUGAGGAGUGCUGGCAGUUGAUGGAAGCCUGUUGGGAUGGUGACCCUUCUCAGAGACCUCUCUUGGGCAUUGUCCAGCCCAUGCUCCAGGGCAUCAUGGACCGGCUAUGCAAGUCAAAUUCUGAGCGGCCAAACAGUGGACUAGAUGAUUCUACUUGAAAGCAAACACUUUUCUCUUUCACUCUCUCUUUCUUUACUUCCCUUCACCUUUGGCCAUGGGAAGAAUUUGACAUUUAUUCAUUACAGAGAGCACGCAAGGGAAUUGAUGCUUGCUGGGCAACUUGAGACUUUCCCAGGCAGAGAUGACUCCUGGGUAGUGAAGAGUUGGAUGGCUGUUUGAGCGUAUUCAGCAGUUCACUGAUGCCCCAAGCUAUCCCUUUGGCAAAAGAUUGUCUUGGACAUGUGUAAAAGCUGAACAAUGCAACAUUCUGGCCUCAGAACUGAAAAGGAGGCAAAUGUUACUGUUGUCUGUUCACUAUAUGUUACUAAGACAAGUGGGACACUGCAGUGGCAAUAGUAUUAAAAACUGUAAUUUUCAUAAUUUUGGCUCUAGCUAGGAAUAGUUUGAUUGUAUCCAGUCGUCAGGACCCUUAGAAAAUUUGACCUUAGUUCUGGGAUUGUGAGAACAUGGGAACAAAAAACUAACUUGUGGAUGCCUGGUUCCUGCUGUCUGCAUCAGAGAUCUCAGGGUGCAACAGCCAGAGGCCCCAGCAAGGGAGCUAGAAAUGAAGUUAUCUGUUCCUUAUGGUGCCUGUGCAUUUACAUUUAUAGGACCACAAUCCCUGAUUUCUGGGGGAGGGUUUCAUGGUUACAUCACCAAGAGGCCAAAGAAGAGAAAGAAAAAAUCUGUGUGUGGAGUGUAAGUAUAUAUAUACACAUACACACUAUUGGAUUUCGAGUUACUGAUAACCCCAGAACAGAAUCUCUUUUUCUACCCUUGGGUCUUGAUUUUUUUUUUUUUUUUUUUUCCUCUUUUGGUCUCAAGAUGGGGAAGCUCCAGUUAACAUGGUACUUAAGGCUGAGUGUCUGAGAAAAACUGACCCAAUGUGAAAUAUUUGGUGAGACCUGAGAAGUGGGCAAUGAUCUGGAGGCCAUGGGCCUCCAUAUAAAUGUACUAGAAGGAUACCAGCUUGUUUUUAAAACUUAAAAAAAUCAGAAACUUCUUUUUGUGUUUGAAUCUAACACACUGACGUUUUUAAACUUGAUCAUUGAGCUUUUUAACCAAGGUUUCUUCUGCAACUUGUCCCUUCUUUUUACCUUAUUUUAAAUAUAAUCUGUUAGAAGAAAAGAACAGAACUGGAUGAAAGAGAAGAACGUUCUUUGCAGUUUUGUGUGUGUGCUCCUCACCCCUGUGUAUGAGUGUCUGAGGAGGUUCUUCUCUUGCCGUUGGGAGGUGGUGUGGUGGUCUUUUGGAGAAUUUGUCAUGAGUGUACAUGAAAGAAAUUGUGAUUCCAGUUAAAGGAAGGAGAACACUGGUGCAUCUCAGAUGUUGGCUUUAGGCCUUCCUCAACGAAAGCAGUCCAUUAGAUUUAGAGAAACAGGUAGGUGAAGGGAUAGACAGUGGAGGUGAGGAGCCUCCAUCCAUCUGCCUAGUCCUCAAGCCUGUGGUUUGUCCCCUGUGCCUAGCCCCAAACUGUGUGAGGCUGCUCCCUGAGUAAGUGUAUAAGAUAAUGGGCAGAUUUGCUGCUGGAAUUUUCUAGGGUGGUUUGUGACAGAAUGACUAUCUCUUGAAUAUGAACAGGGUAUAAAUGGGGUCUCUAAGAAAAUUUUAUAUAACUCGUAAAGUUCUGUUUCAACUCUGACUAUCCUGGGCUCUGAUUUGGAAACAUUUGAGUGCAGGAGCUCCCUGAGCACAUGUAGCCCUUCCGAGACUCCAUAUAGUGCUAAAAACCUUUUUAUUUGCAGAUGAUAAAGUGACUGGCCCUGUGUCUUUGGGUUCUUCAGCCUUGUUUUGGUGGAAUGUUCAGUAUCUCUCAGAAUUUUUAACACCGAUUUAGCUUUACUUCCAAGUCACUCUGUUCUUGUCAGCAUUAACUCAUCGCCCUCCUGGGGACCAUGAUGGGGCUUUCAGGAAGCCAGGUUCCAAGUUAACAAAAGAGAGAUAAGUAGUCUCUACUUGCUGAAAAAUCAGUAUAAGUAUGUUCUGUGUGAAAUUUCAAGAAAGGUCUUAUAUAGUUCCCUUUUCCAGACUGUCUUCUUUUAGCUCUAGCUAUAUAAUCAGGAGUCUGUGCUCCCAUGUGGAGACCACAUUCCUAACAUUCUUUGGAUGUCUUAGUUCGUACCCCUAUUCACACAUGGGAGGUUAGGUUUCUGUCCACUCAGAGUCCCUUUUCAGUUUGUCCCCUGUGGCUUAGUCUGCUCUCAGACACAAUUUUCUAGCAGAUUCCCCACAUUUUUUGCCUGAGUGGGGAGGGAGGGGCUAAUGCUAAGUAAGGAGAUGAGUAGUUGUGUUACAGUUCGUUAAAAAAAAGUAUUCUUAGGAAAGGUGCAAAAUAUUCCUGAAAAUCUCUAGGCCAGCCAAAGUGCACAUACAGAUGUUUGGAGAUGUUAUUUAAACACUCAGCAGGCUGAGUGCAUGAGUACAUAUGUAUAACGUGUAUACUUUGCUGUUGUUUUGUAACAUUGUUAGCUAAUUUCAGAUUCUUUGUUCCUUGGCACCCAUUGUUAUUGAAGUGAUGGAAUGCCAUGAAAUGUACUGUACUGUAUAUUACUUGGGAAGACACUAGGUUUUCAAAGAAGUGCGAUGGCACUUAGGCUGUAGAGGGCUCAGCAAGGCCCAAGUCGUGAAGAUUGUACCUCCUACUUUGGUUGUGUGUGCUCCCAAGUGGUGAGGUGAGACUGGCUGGGGGAGGAAAGAUGGGUGAAAGAGUUACCCUCACUGUGUUCUGUUCUGCUAAUCAGCUUAAUUAGGGCAAUUUUCCCCAGCCCGAAAAUGAUCACCUGGCCAUUUUUAUCACACUUGAAGUCUGGUGACUUACGCUGCUUCAGAACUGAGUGAGGGACCUUUCUGCAGAGCAAUCAUAAGAAAUGGUGGAGCUUGGGGCCCCAGAGUGGCUGGCCCUGUGCCUAGGGAGCAGGCGGCAGGCUCAGCCUGGCGUGGGUUGAGGAAUGCUCAUUUGAUGAGUUUGCACAGGCGUGCCCUGGUUCCCUUGAUUCUCUGCAGAGAGUGGCUCAUUGAUUGAUCAAGCUUUCACUUCUCUGGGAAGGAGGACCGUGCUGGUUCUUCCCAGACCAAAGAGAGUCACUUGUGACUCCAUCCAUUUUAAGGGGACAGAGCCUAGUCAUCAGCUUCUCCUACUUUCUAACACUAAAAUUGAAGGAAACAGUGAAGGAGAGGAUGCAUCACUACCACCACGGAUAGAAACAGGGGGAUGGUAGAACACUCCAAUGCAUUUUUUUGCAUCCUUGCUGGAGCUGCCAAAGAGGGGCUGGGAAAGUUUUUUCCUGGCGGGAGAAGUGGUUUGGGGUGGCAGGGCUGCCAAGUGAUCACUGCACUGAACGACACUUUAUUUUUUGGCUUAUUAUUUAGCAUUGAGAAGCCAGGGGGACUAGUGAUUGCAGUAGGGCUUUGGGGAACACAGACUCCCCGGCCUUGCUUUGGAGAGAAGGCAUGCUUGGUAUCCAUCUGGCUAAUCAGGGAAGCUCGAAGUCCACACUGCAUCAGAGCAGGAUACACGGCCCUUGAAGAGUCCAUUGCCAAAAGAGCAGUCUUGCUUUCUUUGAGUUUUCAAAGCUUGAGUUUUUGGAUUUGCUGGAUUAAAUAACCCACAUUUUCUUUAAAAGGAAAAAAAAAAGAGUUUAUUCUUAUAAAUAUGGGGGUGGCGUGGGUUAGGGCCAGUGUGAUGGUAAAGUGGGUGAGGAGGGAGUAACCUUGGGAAACUUGUAUUGCAGGCUCCCAUGGGGGUUCCAAGUAGCACUACUGUUCUUAAAAGGGUUCUGUUUUUAACUUCACCUGCUUUGUUAACAUCUAGUCCAGUUGAGAUGGUCACAGAGAUUGUGUGGGAACACCUGGCAUUGGGGAGGCCACCUUACUCAGAGGAUUGAAAGGAAAAUGGGUCUGGACAGCUUGUUGUCUUUUGUCUUAAUGUAAUGUUUUUGUUUGUUUUAAAGGACUAAUGUUUAUUACAGUAUUAAAUAAAAGUGUAACAUACUAGCUGUGUAGAAUAAAAGUGCAAUAACGAGAAAAUGACUUUGGCACCAAUUUCAGUCCUCACACUCUCUCCCUUCUUGUGCUGCCUUCUCUUUCCAUCAUAUUGUUACAGCAGGACUGCGCUAAUUUUGUGUAUUUUUAAGAGCCGCAGGUGUGGGUUGUCUUCCUUUAGUGUAAUUUUGAAUGGCUGGGUUUGGUUUUAUAGAGUAUUCUGUAUGCUUGCUGGGGUGCACAGCUCCCAGAUGUGCUACAUAAUAAAGGUCACAUUAACGUGUUAGGUUGA